Panicum hallii is the source of this 1730-nucleotide messenger RNA. Its product is annotated as indole-2-monooxygenase-like. The transcript has 2 exons. The record is from RefSeq and is a predicted model, not a curated record. NCBI's taxonomy places the organism in Eukaryota, Viridiplantae, Streptophyta, Magnoliopsida, Poales, Poaceae. The coding region runs from base 25 to 1554 and encodes 509 amino acids. Gene Ontology annotation, molecular function: oxidoreductase activity, acting on paired donors, with incorporation or reduction of molecular oxygen; monooxygenase activity; iron ion binding.
GUGGAGCAUACUAGCUAGACAGAAAUGGCUCAAGUGCUGCUAGCGCACCUCUACGAGCAGGCAUCUCCACAGUCCCUGGCCCUCAUCCUUCUCCUCUUCCUCAUCGCCGUGCACUUGGCAAUGCCGAGGUCGAGAGCAGAGAAGCUGCUCAGCAAGCUCCCUUCGCCUCCGUUCAAGCUCCCCAUCAUGGGGCACCUCCACCUCAUCGGGUCACUCCCCCAUCGCUCCCUCUGCGACCUCGCCAGGAAUCACGGCCCCGACGUGAUGCUCCUCCGCCUCGGCACCGUUCCCACACUCGUCGUGUCAUCCCCUCGCGCUGCGAAAGCCGUCCUGCGCACGCACGACCACCAUUUUGCAUCCCGGCCGCACUCCGCGGUGGCCAACAUCUUGUUCAACGGCUCAACCGACGUCGCCUUCGCCCCAUAUGGGGACUACUGGCGGCAGACCAGAAAGGUCGUCACCACCCACCUUCUCACCUCAAGGAAGGUCCGGUCCAACCGCGCCGCCCGUGAGCAGGAGGUGCGGCUGGUCCUAGCCAGGGUAAGGGCCGCCGCCGCCGCGCUCAUGGCGGUGGAUCUGAGCGAGGUCUUCAGUUUCUUCGCCAAUGACAUCGUGUGCCAGGCCGUGGUGGGAAGGUUCCCCAGGGAAGAAGGCCGGAACAAGCUGUUUCGGGAGAUGCUCGAGACAAACGCCAAGCUCCUGGGGGGAUUUAACCUGGAUGACUAUUUCCCGAGCCUGGCAAGGCUCAACUUGGUGUCCGCCAAGGCCGUGAAGCACAAGAAAAGAUGGGACGACCUCUUGGAUGACCUCAUCGACAAGCACGCAAGCAAGACGGCAAAUGAUGAGGAAGAGGAGGACUUCAUCGACGUGUUGCUCUCGGUUCAACAAGAGUACAACCUGACUAGAGAGAAUAUCAAGGCAAUACUGAUGGACAUGUUUGAAGCCGGGACGGACACAACGUACAUAGCGCUAGACUACGCCAUGGCUGAGCUGAUGCGGAAACCCCAGGCAAUGACCAAGCUGCAAGCCGAGGUGAGGAGGUGCGCAGCCAAGGGAAAGGAAAUGGUCACUGAAGAAGACCUAAGCAGCAUGAGCUACCUCAAGGCAGUAAUGAAAGAGUCGAUGCGGCUGCACGCACCAGGGCCUCUUUUGAUACCCCACUUCUCCACGGCCGAUUGUGAUGUAGAGGGCUAUACAAUACCCUCGGGGACACGCGUAGUCCUCAACGUGUGGGCAAUGGGCAGGGACCCCACCCGCUGGGAGAAUGCAGAGGACUUCAUGCCCGAACGGUUCUUGGAAGAAGGCAUGGAUGCUGCUUCUGACUUCCAAGGGAAUGACUUCCGUUUCUUGCCGUUUGGAUCUGGGCGAAGGAUAUGCCCUGCUAUAAACUUCACCACGGCCACUUUCGAAAUCAUCCUAGCCAACCUCAUCUACCAUUUCAACUGGGAGCUGCCACCGGGGUCAACGGGCAUCAAUAUGACAGAGUCAUUCGGAAUGGAUGUGCACCGUAAGGAGAAUCUUCUUCUUAUGCCAUGCUUGGCUCAAGACGUCUAGAUUUAUGUAUUGUUGUUGCAUCCCAUUUCAAUUCCCAGUGCACCCGUGCAAAUAAAACUAGCUAAGUCUAGUUCAGCUGCUAUGUAGAACAAUAAGUGCCUUGUUACCUUCCAGUUGUUCAGGUGUGGGUAUGUCAUUGUUGUUUGAGGCUAAAUGUUGGGUUCUGAACUUUUGUA